AUGGGAAAGGAAACCUCUCCGACAUGGGUCGAAUCUCUCCAUCAACCAACAGUCAUGAUGGAACAUCAUCAUCAUUCAACCACAUCAACAACAUAUGACCCUAGUAAUAGUAAUGGAACGAGUCGGAUGCUCACCUCUCCUUCAUCACCUCCAACAACACCAGGAUGUGAGGAUUGUAAAAAGAGAGGGCGAGCCUAUCUUCAAGAUCACGGCGUUGAAAAAGACACGAAUGGCAAAGUCAUUUGUCCUGUGUGUUGUCAAAGUAUAGACUAUGGAAAUGUUGAAGAUCAUAUUGAGGAAUGCCUUAAUUUGAGAAACAUGUUAAAGACUACUGGUGUGUCAUGCGUUACUCCCCAAAGAAAAUCGAAACCCGUUGGAAAAUUCUCUCCUUUCAAUUCAUUACAACAAGAUUUCACUUCGUAUUAUGGAGAUGCUUACUUAUUAAGCUCAACUUCUCCUGAUCAACAACGAAAAGAUGAACAAAUUGCACGACAAAUUCAUUUGACAGAUUUGAAGGAGUUGAAGCAACAACAAGAUGAAGAAGAGUGUAUCAAGUGUGAUCGAUGCGAAAAGUGUCUACAAAUCGACUCGGCAAUUUUCCUUGACCAUUGUGUUCAUUCAUUUUGUGCAGAUUGUCUGAGGAAGUGUAUCUUGCAAUUUAUGGAUGAUCUGGAAGAAUCCGACAAUAAUUGUUGUGAUUUAUCGUGUAUUCCUUGUCCAGCUCAAUGUUGUUUUGAAUUUAUUCCUCAAAACGUAAUUUCAUCAGUCUUGACAGAAAAAGAGAAGGAACGACUCUCAGACUUGGGAUUGAGAAAGGCAUUUACCACGAGUAGUAACACUUUUGUAAAGUGUCCAAACAAAUCAUGUGGAACCAUUGUGGAGCGAGUGUUACGCAGUAGAGAAGAAAUCGUUCAAGAAAUUAUUCGUCAAAAGAGAGCUCCAAGUGAGACUGAAGUCCACAAAGAACAGUACAGAUUUCGAUGUCGAGAAUGUUCCACUGAAUUCUGUUCCAAUUGUAACUCCAUUCCUUACCAUGAGCAUCACACGUGUGUAUCUUUUCAUGCCUUUCUCAAUUCCAAGAAGUGUCGAUUUUGUGAAAUUAUUAUUGAGAAAACCAACACUGAGGAUGUGUGCACCAGUGAAGAAUGUCAAGAGAAAUUAAAGCAUGCAUGUUCUCAUGUUCACAAGUGUGGACACUUGUGUUGCGGAAUCAAGGAUGAGUUUCUCCAUUUGAGAUGUCUUGAAUGCAGUGAUGAGUUGGAACUUCAAGAAGGAGAUGAUUUUUGCAACAUUUGUUACACUUCAUCGUUAAAACAAGCUCCAUGCAUUGAAUUGAAAUGUGGUCAUAUUUUCCAUUACGAGUGUAUCAGAAAGAGACUUGAAAAGAAGUGGUCAGGAGCACGAAUGACAUUCAACUUUGAAAAAUGUCCAUUGUGUAAUCAAGUGGUCGAACACUACUCUCUCAAAGAUUUAACUAUACCCAUUCGUACACUAAGAUCAAUGGUUGAGAGAAAAGCCUUAAUGAGACUCGAUAACGAAGGUCUUUUGAAAUGUGAAGAAGUGACCAAUGAAAAUAGCAAAUACUACAAGAAACCAUUAGAGUAUGCCUUGAACACAUUUGCAUAUUAUCUUUGUUAUGAAUGUAAGAAUCCUUAUUAUGGAGGUAGAAUUCAGUGUGGUGAGAAUGAUGACGAGAAUGAAGAAUUUAAUGAGCAAGAUUUAAAAUGUGGUUCGUGUUGUAUGAAAAAUGUGAGAAACAACUUGGUGUGUGAUUUACAUGGAACGGAAUUUGUCGAGUACAAGUGUAAAUUUUGUUGUAACAUUGCCACAUGGUUUUGUUGGGGUACGACUCACUUUUGUGACAAGUGCCAUCGUAAACAAGUGGAAAUCAACAACUCACCAAAACACCCAAGAGUCAGCUACCAAAAUGUUUGGGUCCUCCCAAAUGUCCAUCAGGCGGAAAUCAUCCAGAGAAUGGAGAAGAACAUGUGUUGGGUUGCUCUAUUUGCCGUAUCAGUAGAAUCAUGA
Messenger RNA from Naegleria lovaniensis, 2028 nucleotides. RefSeq lists its product as uncharacterized. The record is from RefSeq and is a predicted model, not a curated record. The coding region runs from base 1 to 2028 and encodes 675 amino acids. NCBI's taxonomy places the organism in Eukaryota, Heterolobosea, Eutetramitea, Acrasida, Naegleriidae. Gene Ontology annotation, molecular function: zinc ion binding. Gene Ontology annotation, cellular component: nucleus. The transcript is spliced from 2 exons.